AACUACAAAUCACCACCAAAUCCUGUUCUAAUUCUCUCAACAGCCUGUUAUAAACAACACGAAGCUUGCCAAUAUAUUCUCCAAGUCAACAAUUGUCUCUUCUACCUCUUUCUCAACUCUUCUCAAUUUCAUCUCGGCUCAUCUUCCAACCAGAUCCCAAAACAGAUCCUCCACUCUCCUACCAAAUAGCAGAUACAUUACUCAUCAGCACACCAUCGUCACAUCGCCUCAGCUCGGUCAUUACGAAGCCCUCGUACAACCAUCUGCACGUUCCUGGCUCCGUGCUUCUUGCUUGGAUCGACAUAUCUCUCACCUCCAACAACCCAGAGUUCGAUACGAACACACAAAAACUAAUCCGCACAUCCGCCACACGCUGAUCGACGAGUGAUUUUAUAUCAGGAAGCAUCGUUGUUGCGGCUCCAGCGUUGGCGAGCGUGUCCUGUGAUCCACGCACUUCGUCCGGCGCCCGUACGAACCAAAGAUAACUACAAAUCUCCAUCGACUCCUCCCUCGGGCGACACAAGAGGCAAGGCAGAGGCCCAAGAACCCUGACCACCGGGCCCGGACAAUUUCCCAACUUAACGCCCGUGCUCGCUUAGUUCUUUCAUCGCUCCACGAGACGCCGAUCUGACGUCGCUCGCACCAGCCGACUCUUCCGUGCCAUCCUUGCCAUCCUUACGCUAGAAGUUUCAGCUUUUUCCUUUGCAGCAUUCCAGCCUCACUCAAAACGAACGACACUGUCGCGAACGCUUACGAUCCCGACUUUGACGAUAGCAUGGAAGAACGUCUAGAUUUUCAGUAGCCCCGUUGUUACUCUCUUUUUCUGGUUUCCUUUAGCCCUCUGUCCACUUUCAGAGUUACCGCCGCACACAAUGCCGAUGCAACGGCCCAGUAUGCUCAAACGAGUACGUAGUCAUACAAACCGGCAGUCUCUUAGCGAUUUGGUGCAUGGAAGAGGGAACUCGCCACAUCCUCAAGCAGACACCAUCUCAGCGCUGAAGCAAAUCGAAGAAGAGACUCUGCCCAAGUACAGUGCAGACAACUUCUAUGCCGCUCGGAUAGGCGAGGUUUUCAAUGAUCGAUACAAACUAUGUGCGAAACUGGGCUUCGGCAUGACGGCGACGGUAUGGCUGGCAAAGGACUUGAAAGCCGAUCAAUGUGCGGGCAACCACAAAUACGUCACAAUCAAGAUCAAUGUCAACACCUUGACCGAUGACUUCUUAAAAGGCCGACGAGAAAUCGCCCAGAAGUUGUUCUCCGCCAAUCCCAACCACCCAGGCUACAACCACAUCCGAUUCAUGCGAGAUACGUUCAAGCUCAGGUCCCGCCACGGCGAGCAUCUCUGCAUCGUAUACGACGUCCUCCGAGAACCCAUCGAUAACUGCAUGGAGAAAUUCCCCGGCCGACGCUUCAAUUCCGAGAAGCUCCGCAAGCUGUUACCGGCUCUGUUGAAAGGCCUCGACUACCUCCACACAGAAUGUGGAGUGGUGCACACCGAUCUGAAAGCCGACAACAUCAUGAUGGGCCUUGGCGACCCGACCAUUCUCGACAAAUUCGUCCAGCAUGAAAUCGACCACCCGUCGCCACGAAAGAUGCCAGACUCUCACGGGCGUAUCAUCUACACCUCGUGCAGCGACUUUGGCGAAGCCCCGACCGACGUCGUCAUCGGCACGGCCAAGAUCACAGACAUCGGUCUGGCGGCGUGGGGAGACGGAAAGAACACGAAGCCGAUCCAAUCAAACGCGUUUAUGGCGCCAGAAGUCAUCCUACAGGCCGGUUGGUCCUACCCUGCCGAUAUCUGGAAUCUGGGCGUGAUGCUGUGGGAUUUGUUUGAGACUUUUGGGCUGUUCGAUUCUAUCGACACAAAACCCGGACACUACCGGCCCGAGAAACACCUGGGUCUAAUGAUAGGCCUGUUGGGCCCUCCACCAGUCGACUUGCUCAAGCGAGGGGCCAAGUCGUCCUACUACUUUGACGGUGAUGGCAACUUCAAAUACCCGGACUAUGUUGACAAGGAGAUUUCGUUUGAGAGCUCCAUCACCAGAAUGAGAGGCGAGGACAAGGACCUGUUUGUCGACAUGGCCAAGCACAUGAUUUGCUGGGUGCCCGAGGAGCGGUGGACGGCCAAGCAGCUGCUCGAUCAUCCCUACCUGACCAAGGAGCGCGAAUACAUCCCGACGCCCGGCGGCUUGAGCCGUGCCUCGACCGCGUCGUUCCAGUCGAUGGUUCCCCCCUCGCGGACCGGAACCCCCAACCCGGCUCCGUCGAUCCCCGUGUCGAGACGGACGUCGAACCUGGAACGGAUCCCUUCGCACGGCUCCUCGCCGGUGGCCAACGGGACGUCGUCGUCGGUGCCGGACAGGGUAUCGUCGUCGUCGUCGAGACCGACCACGCCGGCGAGUUCCAGCGUACCGUCGCACGCGCUCCCGUUCCACAUGAGAAAGAGCGAGGACAAGAACGGGUCGUCAUUGCCCACGAGUCCCGGCGGUCACCUCGUGCCCGCCGCCAACGUCGCAAACAAGUGUUCUCAGGACCUCAUCGACUCGAUCCUGAAAAAGGGCAGGAACGGUCACAAGCAGCAGCAGCAGGAACAGCAGAACGAAGACGGUUCAACUCGCGCCUCGAUGGACAGCAGUAACAGUACACCGACGAAGUGAGCUGGGAGGGAAGGUUUCUUUUUCCUUCUUCUUGAAAUAACGCAAAUGGGAGGACAUAAGGACAAUCCUCGACUGAUGAUGGACGAACGGGGCGGUGAGGAAUGGGCUGUCUUGUGUUGUGUUGUGUGUGUUGGUGUGUCGCGGUGUGUGUUUUGUGUGCGGGUGGGAUCCCCUAUUUUUUGGAACCAGAAAAAGAGGGCACAUUUCUUGUUUUUUUUUCCACAUUGCAAGGUGUUUUGUAGCGAUUUGCCUUUUUUUUUCUUUUUCUUCUUCUUCUACAUUUCACAGUGAUGGUGAAUGCUGAGACGGCCGGCCAGAUGGGAUUUUCUGUCUCUUUUUUUCUUCUUUUGCCUUAUUCCUGCGAGAAAGGGGCAAUCACGAAAUUUUUGAUACGUGGGAGUUUGAGUAGAAGAAUUCUCUCAAGGAUAGGUAGCUUAUGUGGCUAAUUGUGAUGUGACUGACGCGGAGGGCCUGGGGUAUCUAGGUAACUUAGGGCUAUAACGAAGGAGAUAUACCCAAGGAAAAAGGGUCACAACGGAAGCAUUCAUUUAUACGAGUAGACUGUGGCCAGUAGUGAGCCCUCGAUCAUUCAUAUCUACCGUGAGUAGGUAUACAUGACACUCGUUUUCUGAUUCUCA
Molecule: messenger RNA, 3295 nt
Organism: Exophiala oligosperma
Lineage: Eukaryota; Fungi; Ascomycota; Eurotiomycetes; Chaetothyriales; Herpotrichiellaceae
Exons: 2
Coding region: 873-2657 (594 amino acids)
Biological process (GO): regulation of mRNA processing; spliceosomal complex assembly; protein phosphorylation
Molecular function (GO): ATP binding; protein kinase activity
Source: RefSeq, a predicted model, not a curated record